AUGUUUCGUCGCUUACACCGCCCUCUUGGCGCCAUCCUAUAUGCGGCAAUCGUAAAAAGCGAGACGCAGUGAGGACGAAACGCCGAGCAGCGGAAGGAAGCCGCCGGACCGUGGCAAGUCGGCUACCGCUUUGAAUUAUUCACUUAGCGUCUUUUGGCUAUGUUAGCGAGAAACUUUAGGAAAAAAAUCAGCGAGAAAUGUGGGUGGCAUUUGCAAGAAAAAAAAGGAAGUAAAGAGUUUGAAAAAAAAAGUACCGGAAAUCUUGUAGCUCACGAAUUUAUUUUUGCUUGAAAGCGCAAAAUGGCCGACUGAAAUUUCCUCAAUAUCAUCUGAAAAAACUACAGUUCUAUUUUGUUUUGUCAAACGUAACUUCAAAGGUUUCUGAAAGGUGUCCGAAAAGCUUCUGCUUUUCUAGGUUGGAAAGUUUAACACGCACAAAAUUCCGAAAUCAUAUCGAAUAGACAAUGAUGAGAAUUUAACAGCCUGUAACUUGAACUCCAAGUGUUCCAAAUUUUUUAAAGUAGAACUGGGAAAAAAUUGAUACAUUUUUACUCAUUAGCAUUCAAAAUUUAACUGCAUGGGGAAUUACUGAAACGGAAUAUCUGAAGACGUUCUCUCUCCCCUUUGAAAAAAAAAUUCUGUUGCAAAAUGUUUACCUAACUUGACUAGUUGGCAAUGAGAACACGCAAUUUGACGCCGAAAUUGGUUUCCACGCUGCCAGACACCGGAGCUAAUUUUCAAAUUUGUUCUCGCAAGAAAGCAAUAAAUCGUGUUUUCAAACACCCACCGGCAAGGUGAAGUAAAAACACUCGUUAUACAUAAAACACGGGAAAAAACUGAAAAGGAGAGUUUUUGAUCCAUGCGAGCAAGUGGCACGACGCGUAAAAUAAAACGAGCCUAUUGGCUUCAGAAAAGCACGUCUCUCAGUGCUUAAUUUACGGGAAAAAACUAUACGAAAGAAUGAGAAGAAGGCCGAACAAAAAUUGGCGAAAAUAACAACCAAAUAACGGGGCAAAAUCUUUGUGAGGUUGCCUUCUCCAAUAGUGAAAUACGUCUUUUGUUGGAAUUUUCCGACGUUUUAUUGCAAUCGUGACCCAUCCUGAAAUACAAAGGAAGGUUAGAACUGUCAUAUCUUUCAGGAAACGCAUGAAAUACAAUUUUGUGCGAAAACGAUGCGAAAAUAAAAUGUGAACACGCAAAAAAGUUGGAUGAUUCUUUCCAGGUAGCGAAAAAAAUCUCACUCUUCAGGAGGAGUCUGGUCCGGAAAACCUCACUUUUUGAGAAAAAUCUCAAAAAAAGGAAGUCUAAAUUUUUUGGGCGUAAACGAACUAAAAAUAUUUUUCGAAGCAGCUGGACAAAAAAUCAAAAAAUAAUGAUCCCAAUUUUUAAAGGUUCAAAAAAGGUCAGCGAGAUUCGGAAACAAAAAAAUGUCCACAUUUCACUACGAACUCUAAUUUGUGAGAACACACUUAGUCUAUUUUUUUCGAAUUUUCCAGCUCUGAUGGUUUUUUUAUGAAUAUAUUCAUAUCUGCAAAAAAACAAAAAUUUGAAAAACUAAUCUGAAGUUCUAUCAAGAUCAACGGCUCACGUAUCAAAGAUCAAAGAAAAAAAGCCGUUUAGCUAGCCAUAAAGACCCAGUAAAAGAAGAAGGAUCAAGGACGACUCAGGUCUGAUAUGAAUGGAGGCGCACCGAAGAUGACAACGCUGCGUCCUGAAGGACAUGUUCGCCGUGAGCAAACAGAUGAAUUAGAGCUCCGGAUCGGUGUCCGGACUGCCACUUGACACUUUGGGAUGCACCUGUUUCUGACUGCCAACUUUCUUUUUGUCUUGAAAAAACAGUACUUCCUCAUCUAACAAUUCAAAGGUUUUGAAGGGCAAUGAAAAAUCUUUCCGGAUUCAUCAAAAGAAGAAUAGGAAUCUAUACUGUAGUUCUCAGAUGAUAAUGUUGACCACAAAGAUAGAAGGAUUUGAAAUGAAGGAAUAGGGGAAUUGUUAUGAAAAAAAAAGACGCGGAGUAAGUUUUUAUUGCAAAAUUGAAUAGAAGGAGUUGCUAGCAAGAAAAUUUAUUAUUCGAGAAGAUGGUCUGAAAUAUCUCCAGUUCCAUUGGAAUAGCCUAGAGAGCUUGAUUUUGUGAAACCUUGAAAAUUUCAAGCCUCAAAACUAUAAUAAUGAAAAUACUUCUCUCUUCUUUUCGUGAAAAAAGUUUUCAACUGAACUUUAUAAAUCAACUUUGAAUAGCAAUUUUUUUUUUGGAAGUUCCGAAUUUUUGCAAAUUCAGAUUACCUCAAAAGACUUUUUUAUUGAUUUUGAUUAUUUUGAAGAAGCCCCUAAAAAAUAAUCCUGAGAAGCAGCAACAUAAUUCAACUUCGUGGUAAAAAAAGACUUUCCCUUAAUGUCUCUGACUCAGAAAUUCGAAAGGAAAAAUAGCCACUCGACCGAAAUAUCAGUUGCAGCCAGGAAAGCACUCGAGAAAAGUCGCCGAUGGACCUUGCCGAGGUGCGGACUGAGGACGCCAUGGGUGCCAAACAGCGCGUAAUUAGCAAACACGCGAACGCCGGGGCGAUUCUGGUCACAACAAACAUUGUUGAUUAG
This is a messenger RNA of Caenorhabditis auriculariae, 2592 nucleotides long. Lineage: Eukaryota; Metazoa; Nematoda; Chromadorea; Rhabditida; Rhabditidae. The record is from the annotation of a GenBank genome assembly.